This is a messenger RNA of Cylicostephanus goldi, 687 nucleotides long. The record is from the annotation of a GenBank genome assembly. Lineage: Eukaryota; Metazoa; Nematoda; Chromadorea; Rhabditida; Strongylidae.
AUGUCGGGGCAGCGUUCCCUCCACUGCAGGACCAUGAACGCAAAGACUGUCGCCUACACCUCUAUAGGGCUCUCCAUAGGAGCCACAGUGCUGAUCGCGAUGUUUGCGACUCGUCUAUCGGCCAUACUUGGAGAAAUUUCCAAAGAAAUUGAGAGCGAUAUGAACGAGUUCAAGCUGAUGGAACAGCAGGCAACAGUCCAUGUCCGUGUUGGUCGUGCAGCGAAAAGACAUCAUGCGCAUCAACAUCAGCAUGCACAAGCCAGAAGAGAAGCAUCACCACUACCGGGAGCACCGAUACUAAGAUGGGAACGUCAGACUGGUGGAGAUUGUCAAUGUAACAUCGACGCAAAUUGCCCGGCUGGACCUCCUGGACAGCCGGGAAUGCGUGGGGAAGACGGUACCCCUGGAGAGCCGGGACAGCGUGGUGCAUCAGGAAUGCCUGGUAACUUCCCACCGGUGGCGAUGGAUGCUACAGGACGUUGUAGAGUGUGUCCUCAUGGUCCACCUGGACAACCCGGACCUCCUGGACCUCCCGGAGUGCCAGGUGCUCCCGGACCAAGCGGUAGUGUCGUCAGUGCUGGUUCUCCUGGACCUCCAGGCUUGCCAGGACAACCCGGUCAACCCGGAGAAGGCGGUCGCCAUGGAGCACCAGGACCACCCGGUGACAGAGGAGAAAACGGAACGCAA